This is a messenger RNA of Euleptes europaea (tarantolino), 314 nucleotides long. It is a transcript of the gene C1H19orf53, whose product is annotated as chromosome 1 C19orf53 homolog. NCBI's taxonomy places the organism in Eukaryota, Metazoa, Chordata, Lepidosauria, Squamata, Sphaerodactylidae. The transcript is spliced from 3 exons. The coding region runs from base 1 to 294 and encodes 97 amino acids. The record is from RefSeq and is a predicted model, not a curated record.
AUGGCGCAGGGCAAGAAGAAGCUCCCGGCGCGCCAGCGGGCCGCCGCCAAGCAGAAAGCCGCCGGGGCCGCCGCCGUCCGGGGCCCGCGCAAGGGAGGCCGAAUAAUCGCUCCCAAAAAAGCUCGAGUGAUCCAGCAGCAGAAACUGAAGAAGAACCUUGAGGUCAGCAUCCGUAAGAAAAUCGAGCAUGAGGUGGUGAUGAAGGCCAAUGCCAACCAACCCAAGAAACUGACCCUGCUGAAGACACCAAAAGCAGAGGCCAAGAAGGAGGCUGGACCCUCCAGCCAGCCCUAGCUGCCCUUCGUGUUGGUGGC